GGAGGGAGGACAGGCCGUCUUGCAGGCUGAAGGCAACAAGCACUCUGGACAGAGCAGCGCUGCAGGCAGAGACCCAGGGAGCUAAAGGCAGCUCCUGGCGGGCUGCAGGGAUCUGCACGCUGAGGCCCUGAGACAAGGGCAAAGAGGGAGCUGGGGCUGCAGGGAAGUGGCCCAGGGAGAUCUACAGAGGAGUCGGAAUGGAUGCAGCAAAUGCCAGCCAUCUACAGGGUCCCUGGGCCGGGACCCGCAGUAGUGGGUGGGCCCGGGUCCCCCCUGACCCCACUCACCCUUGAGGAAGUGACUGGACUGAGGGACUGCGAUACUGUCUCCUGGAAGGGGGAAGCACAGAGUGUGACACAGCUGGAGGGCUGGGUCAUGGAGAGGACACACUGGUCCUUGGAGCGACAUGGGUCCAGGAGCAGAAGUGCCGGUGGCAAGACAUCACCAGAAGAAGGCACACUGGCAAACAGAGCGAAUCCCCUGGACAGCCAGCAAGAGGCGCCACAGUGGUGAGUCGAACCCGAUCACAGAUGGUGAAGAAUACGGGCAUUCAGUCACCCCUGAGGGAAGGGGACUGAGUGGGAGACUCAGAGACCGUCUGAGGCUACCCUGAUACAAGGGGAAUUUGAAAGACUGUUUGAGAGACAGUAAGCGUGUAGAGACAAUGGAGCCGCAAUAUGCAGAAAUAUGUUUUGCUGAGGGUUUAUAUACCCUCCUGGACUGGACUCCAAAGUCGGGACCCGUGCAAAAAGGGGGCUGAUGAGCAGCAAGGGCAGCUUCGGCUCCUGCUGCUGCAGGUACUCAGGACCCAACAGAGACAGUGGGAGGCACAGGAGUGCUUGUGGACCUAUAUGUCUCAGCUGAGCUCUGACAAAGGGGGACAUGAUGAUUCCUUCAAGGGCAGUUUGUUGAGGGACACAAUGAAAAAAAUUCAAGGGUGCUGUUGGCAUCCCCGGAGCAGCUGCAGACGGUGAUGCCCCACCCCUGAGCCUGAGAAAGAAGCCCUGACUGGCACCAUCACAUCAGUAUGCAGGCUUGGGCCAAUGAGCAGCGGCCGCAGAGCUUUCGGAUCUGCCCAGUUAUGUUCCUGGACUGGGCAGAGCUCUCGCCCCAGCCCUCCUGCACAGGGACCCCGGAGCGGGAGCUGCCCUGACAGUGGAGACACAAAUGGCGAUCGCACUGUGGAAACUCACACGGUCGGAUUGCUGCUGGUCUGUGGGAAAUCAUUUGGGUGUUGGAAAAUCCACCAUGGGGCUUUUAUUAGUUGUCUCCUGCUCCGCAGGACUGUGACGCGGGAACACCCAGGACAGGCUAUAGAGGCAGAAGCAGCUGCCCCAAUGGCCGAGGUUUUUCUCAUGUCUGUGGCCUUGAGUCUCCCAUAAUCUUCACUCACAUGUUAGAGAGCUCUGAUCAGUCAUUCAUACCAACCUACACCUGCGUCCAGGCAUCCAACACCUAGCCCUUGCCCCAGAGAGGACCUUACCCUAGUGGGUAGCUGUACACAUGGGUGGGGAAACUGAGUCACCCCUAGUGUUCCUGAAACUCUAUUUCCUCCACCACCAUUCUCCGCAAAUGGAUGGACUAGAAAAGACAGAUCGGGAGGAGGGACUGCUGUUCUUCCUGUAUAAAGCAGAGGCAACAGCAUCCCCAGAUCAGCUUAGUUCUUGUCAGUCAGAUCGGCUGGAUCAACUUGAGACGAGCCUUGGAACUUGAAAUCAACCAUGGCCGUCCCGAGCCAUGAAAUGUGGCCAAGGAACAAAGCAACCAAGACUGGCCCCGGGGACUUAGCGACACCAGUGAAGACGGAGGCUCUAACCCUGGACCCAGACACGGCCCAUCCUCUGCUGGAGAUCCUAGCGGACGGGAAGGAGGUGAGAUGUGGGAGUUUUAAGAAGACCGCCAUCUCCGACCCAAGGCGAUUUGACACAGCCAACUGUGUAGUGACCCAUCAGGGCUUCAGCGCGGGGCAGCACUACUGGGAGGUGUUCGUGGGCCGGAAGCCGCGCUGGAACCUGGGUGUCAUCUCGGAGCGAGCGGAGAGACGGGGCAGAUUGAUCCAGAUGAAAUCCUUAUGGCCGGGGUCUGGUGAGGUCUGCACUGAGGGCUACUGGCUCAUCGGCUAUGACCAACGGAAGGCCGGGAAGCCGUACUGGGCGUUUGACACCAAUCCGAUGGCCUUUGACUGCAGCCUCCACCCUGAGACCAUCGGGGUCUAUCUUGAUUACACAGACAGGGAAGUGACCUUCUACAACGCCGAUGACCCCAGUAAUUUGAUCCCCCUGUACUCCUUCUAUCAUGCUGCUUUCAAUGACACCCGUGUCUACCCCGUCUUCGACCCCUGCUGGCACAACAAUGGGAGCAACACCCAGCCCCUUAAAAUCCUGUGAGUGGCUGAUUCGCUAGUGGGGGUGGGGACCAAAGCAGUCCCAGCCUUGGGGCUACCAGCUUAUACCUCUGGCUAGCCAGCUUCAUAGCACUGCUCUGAGAGCCGCACGAACCUCACCCAGCGACCAGGGAAAGCCGGCACGUUUAGCUCAGGCCUGGUCUACACGGGGGUGGGGGGGUGGGUGUCGAUGUAAAAUACGCAACUUCAGCUACAGGAAUAGUGUAGC
This is a messenger RNA of Gopherus evgoodei (Goodes thornscrub tortoise), 2612 nucleotides long. Its product is annotated as tripartite motif-containing protein 72-like. Bases 1722 to 2387 code for a protein of 221 amino acids. The record is from RefSeq and is a predicted model, not a curated record. NCBI's taxonomy places the organism in Eukaryota, Metazoa, Chordata, Testudines, Testudinidae. The transcript is spliced from 4 exons. Gene Ontology annotation, molecular function: protein binding.